AUGCAUUUAGAGCUUAUAAAAAGUCAACGAGGUCGAGAUAUUUUAAUUUAUAAUAGUUUUAUUCACAAACAAGAGAAGGCCCUAUCUAUUGAAGAUAAAAUAAUUUGGAAAUGCAAUGAAAAAAAAAAGUGUACUGGUCGAGCUCAUACAAUUCAAGAUGUCAUCACAAAAUUCACCGAUCAUACUCAUGUACAAAAUAGGGCAAAAAUCAAAGCAAAAAGAACCAUAAAUAAAAUGAAAGAAAACGCUAUCACUACAGUAAUGUCUACACAUAGUAUAUUGGCAAACACGUCUUCACAGUUAACUUAA
This is a messenger RNA of Macrosiphum euphorbiae (potato aphid), 309 nucleotides long. The record is from the annotation of a GenBank genome assembly. Lineage: Eukaryota; Metazoa; Arthropoda; Insecta; Hemiptera; Aphididae.